This is a messenger RNA of Myotis brandtii (Brandt's bat), 1292 nucleotides long. RefSeq names its product keratin-associated protein 4-12-like. NCBI's taxonomy places the organism in Eukaryota, Metazoa, Chordata, Mammalia, Chiroptera, Vespertilionidae. Gene Ontology annotation, cellular component: keratin filament. The coding region runs from base 112 to 1290 and encodes 392 amino acids. The transcript is spliced from 3 exons. The record is from RefSeq and is a predicted model, not a curated record.
GAUGACAGCAGCCCUUAGCAGGGUAUAAAAGGGGACCUGGGGCAAGCAGACUUCCAAACCUUCCAACCCACCUUCCUGAAAACUCACUCCGAACCUCCACCCUCUGACACCAUGGUCAACUCCUGUUGUGGAUCCGUCUGCUCUGACCAGGGCUGUGGCCAAGGCUGCUGCCAGACCACCUGCUGCCGCCCCAUCUGCUGCCAGACCACCUGCUGCCGCCCAACCACCUGCUGCCGCCCCAGCUGCUGUGGUUCCUGCUGCUGCCGCCCCAGCUGCUGCAUUUCUAGCUGCUGCCGCCCCUCCUGCUGCUGCUGCCAGACCACCUGCUGCCGCCCCAGCUGCUGCAUUUCUAGCUGCUGCCGCCCCUCUUGCUGUGGCUCUAGCUGCUGUGGCUCCAGCUGCUGUCGUCCUUCCUGUUGCAUCUCCAGCUGCUGCCGCCCCUCCUGCUGUGGUUCUAGCUGCUGUGGCUCCAGCUGCUGUCGUCCUUCCUGUUGCAUCUCCAGCUGCUGCCGCCCCUCCUGCUGUGGUUCUAGCUGCUGUGGCUCCAGCUGCUGUCGUCCUUCCUGUUGCAUCUCCAGCUGCUGCCGCCCCUCCUGCUGUGGUUCUAGCUGCUGUGGCUCCAGCUGCUGUCGUCCUUCCUGUUGCAUCUCCAGCUGCUGCCGCCCCUCCUGCUGUGGUUCUAGCUGCUGUGGCUCCAGCUGCUGUCGUCCUUCCUGUUGCAUCUCCAGCUGCUGCCGCCCCUCCUGCUGUGGUUCUAGCUGCUGUGGCUCCAGCUGCUGUCGUCCUUCCUGUUGCAUCUCCAGCUGCUGCCGCCCCUCCUGCUGUGGUUCUAGCUGCUGUGGCUCCAGCUGCUGUCGUCCUUCCUGUUGCAUCUCCAGCUGCUGCCGCCCCUCCUGCUGUGGUUCUAGCUGCUGUGGCUCCAGCUGCUGUCGUCCUUCCUGUUGCAUCUCCAGCUGCUGCCGCCCCUCCUGCUGUGGUUCUAGCUGCUGUGGCUCCAGCUGCUGUCGUCCUUCCUGUUGCAUCUCCAGCUGCUGCCGCCCCUCCUGCUGUGGUUCUAGCUGCUGUGGCUCCAGCUGCUGUCGCCCCUCCUGUUGCAUCUCCAGCUGCUGCCGCCCCUCUUGCUGUGGCUCCAGCUGCUGUGGCUCCAGCUGCUGCCGGCCCUCCUGCUGCCCCUGCUGCUGCCUCCGCCCAGUCUGUGGCCAGGUCUCCUGCCCCACCAACUGCUAUCGCCCCACCUGUGUCAUCUCCACCUGCCCCCGCCCCAUGUGCUGUGCCAUCCCUGACUGCUGAGC